AUGAAUCCUAUUAUUACAAUUGUAACACUCUUACUAAUAUCCGGCCACCGCCGCAUAGAAGGCCAAAAAGUGGUUCAAUUCAUAUUCGGCGACUCAUUAUCUGACGUAGGAAACAACAACUACCUUUCCAAAAGCCUCGCCAAAGCUAAUCUACCAUUUUACGGCAUCGAUUUCGGUAACGGUUUACCCAACGGCCGUUACUCUAAUGGUCGAACCGUCGCUGAUAUAAUCGGUGAUCAUAUCGGACUUCCUCGACCACCCGCUUUUCUUGACCCGUCUUUAUCGGAAGAUGUCAUAUUACAAAAUGGUGUCAACUACGCCUCCGGUGGCGGUGGUAUCUUGAAUAACACCGGCGGUUACUUUAUACAAAGAUUGUGUUUCUACAAGCAAAUAGAGUUGUUUCAAGGAACUCAACAACUAAUAACUGCCAAUAUUGGAAAGAAGGCGGCCGGAAAAUUUUUCGAACAAGCUAACUAUGUUGUUGCCCUAGGUAGCAAUGAUUUCAUCAAUAAUUACUUGAUGCCGGUUUACCAAGAUUCGUGGACAUAUACCGGGGAUGGAUUCGUCGAUUAUCUUAUGGAAACCCUAGGAGCACAACUCACGAUCUUGCAUGGAUUAGGUGCUCGUAAUCUAAUGGUGUUUGGAUUAGGGCCAAUGGGAUGCAUUCCACUUCAAAGGGUUCUUGGUAACAACGGGGAAUGUCAAGAGAAGACGAACAAUUUAGCCUUGAAAUUUAAUAGUGCAACCGCGAAACUAAUAGAUGGGCUCAACAAGCAGCUCACAAAUGCGAGUUUUAAAUUUGGAGAUGCUUAUGAUGUUGUCAAUGAUGUUAUUUCCAAUCCUAAUAAAUAUGGUUUCAAGAAUUCGGAUUCGCCUUGUUGUUCAUUCGGGAAUAAUAUUAGACCGGCCCUCACUUGCACUCCUAUGUCGCAGUUGUGUAAAGAUAGGAGCAAGUAUGUAUUUUGGGACGAAUAUCAUCCAUCCGAUAAAGCAAAUGAGUUGAUGGCCAAAGAACUCAUAAAGAAGUUAGGGUUUGUUCGUGUUAAUGGCUCGAUAGCUCCCGCCAUCGCUCCAUCUGGGGACGACUAA
Messenger RNA from Impatiens glandulifera, 1089 nucleotides. Its product is annotated as GDSL esterase/lipase At1g74460. The coding region runs from base 1 to 1089 and encodes 362 amino acids. Gene Ontology annotation, molecular function: hydrolase activity, acting on ester bonds. The record is from RefSeq and is a predicted model, not a curated record. NCBI's taxonomy places the organism in Eukaryota, Viridiplantae, Streptophyta, Magnoliopsida, Ericales, Balsaminaceae. The transcript is spliced from 5 exons.